Mercenaria mercenaria is the source of this 4219-nucleotide messenger RNA. RefSeq names its product heat shock 70 kDa protein 12A-like. Gene Ontology annotation, molecular function: ATP-dependent protein folding chaperone; ATP binding. The record is from RefSeq and is a predicted model, not a curated record. Bases 259 to 1992 code for a protein of 577 amino acids. Lineage: Eukaryota; Metazoa; Mollusca; Bivalvia; Venerida; Veneridae. The transcript has 7 exons.
AUGUUAAACACGGGUAUCAAAUCUGAUCGUUUGCCUCUGGAGGUAAAAGAUAAACUAUUUCACUAAAAUUCAUAUCAGGAAUUUAGUGCAGCAGUGCACAGGUGAUCAGACAUUUGACACUUGAUAUAAAGUCAGCAAAAAAGAAAACUAAACUUCAUCUUGAACGUCAAAAACGCCAUUGUCGUUAUGUGUUCGCUUUUACCAUAACAAACAUAUGUGUCGAUGUCUUGAUACUGAUGUUGCUGGUACAAUAGAAAAAUGGGUUCAUUGGCUGUAGUAGCAAUCGAUUUUGGAACAACAUACUCGGGAUGGGCGUUUUCAUUCAGGCACGAGUAUGAGAAAGAUCCACCCAAAAUUUCUUCGAUGCCGUGGCUAGGAGAAGCACUUCUCUCCGAGAAAGGUCCAACUUGCAUUUUGAUCAAACCUGAUGGUAAAACUACGGACUCUUUUGGCUAUGAUGCCGAAAGUAAAUAUGCAGAAAAAGUUGAGAUAAACGAGCAAGAGCAAUGGUUCUUCUACAAAAGAUUUAAAAUGAUGCUUUUUAAAGACCAGGGCAUCGAAAGAAGUGCUACACUUGAAGAUGAAAGUGGCAAGAAGCUUCCAGCUGUGACAGUGUUCUCACUAUCUAUUGAUUAUCUCAAAAAUGAUGUUCUUAAAUAUUUGGGCAUGAAAAUUGGUGAAAGUAGACUCAACGUUGAGGAUAUACAGUGGGUUCUUACUGUCCCAGCUAUAUGGAAUGACGCGGCUAAACAGUUCAUGCGAGAGGCAGCUCAAAUGGCUGGAAUACCAGGGAAGAACUUGAUAAUAUGUCUUGAGCCAGAAGCUGCUUCUAUUUACUGUCGCCAUCUCCCGGUGUCAUCAUAUUCUGAAGGGGAGAAAACAUCGCUAGCUCAGCUUUCUUCUGGAACAAAGUACCUUGUGCUUGACGCAGGAGGCGGAACUGUUGACAUCACUGUACAUGAAGUCACUACAAGCGGUGAUUUAAAGGAACUAUACAAGGCAAGCGGAGGGGCGUGGGGUGGAACUAAAGUAGACAAUGCAUAUGAAACGUUCCUUUCUAGUAUUACAGAUGAAGACGUUAUACUGCAAUUCAAGAAGAAACAUAUGGAUGAUUACAUUGAAAUGUUCCAAGACUUUGAAUUAAAAAAACGUAAGAUCAGCCUGACCAAACAAGGAAUAAUUUCUUUCCGUAUGCCUUGCAGUCUUUCCAUCCUUUAUUUUGAGAUGAGAGGAAAAACGUUGAAGGAACAGACACUUUACAGCGACAAGGUUAAAGUAUUUACCGAUAAGUUGAGGGUAGAUGCUGAUAUAGUCAAAGAGUUCUUCAUGCCAACUAUCCGAAACAUAAUCGAUCAUGUUGCCACCUUACUGGAAAGGCCUUCAGUCCAUGGCUGUGCUGCUAUCCUAAUGGUUGGUGGAUUCUCCGCAUCACCAAUUUUACAAGAGAGCGUCCAGACCAACUUCCCAAAUCUCAGAAUAAUUGUUCCUAAUGAGGCUGGCUUAGCAGUAUUGAAAGGAGCUGUUAUCUUCGGCUAUGAAUCUAAGGUAAUCACGGAAAGAGUCUGCAAGUACACAUAUGGAACAGAUUCGACCCACAAGUACAGCGAUAGAUGCAAACAUCCUGAAGGAAGAGUUGAAAUUGAUGUUCACGGAGACCUUCGUUGUUAUGACAUAUUUAGCAUCCAUGUUGAAGCCGGACAGUCUAUAAAACUGAAUGAAGAACAGCAGGAACGGAUUUAUAGUCCCGUAUCUGACGGCCAAAUUGCUAUUAACUUCGAUAUAUAUUCAUCAUCUACAACACAUCCGCAUUUUAUUACCGAUAAAGGAUGCAGAGUUAUCGGAGAUUUCUCAAUUCCUAUUUCCGAUACAAGUUUGGGAAGGAAUCAUAAAUUUGGUACGAGUUUUAUUUUUGGCGGGACAGAAAUUGUCGUGAAAGUUUUUGACAAGGCAACUGGCGACGUGACAUAUAGAUCAGUCAAUUUUCUUGGAUGAACAUACGCAGUCACAUUGUAAAUAAAUACUUGUGAAAUAAACAGUUGGAUCAGUUGUUACAAAUGUAAAAUAUAUAUAAAGUGUUUCUGUAUAUAGGUAAUACAUGCGUAACUAUUCGAGACGUUGAAUAUUACACGAUCUUAAAACCAGCAACAUGUACAGCAUACAGAAUGAAAUAUUGCACGUGCAUAUUAAGUGCAGAAGAUUUAAAGAAUUACCUUAUCAGGAAAACAUGAAUUCAGCUUAUAAAGACAUUUAAGUCGCAUAAGUAGUAUAAUGCUACUAUUUGCAACGUUGACAUUACUUAAUUAUAUGUAUACCUGUAAAUAGUGAUCGUUUUGUGCUAGAAACUCAUGUUACCUUAUUUUUGAUGCAUUUUCACAUUAUUAUAAAUGGCCUUAUGGUACAUUUUUGUUUUGACCAAAAAAAGUAUUUGAGCUGAAAAAAAUGAUCCUGGGUAAAAUAUUUGGAAAAAAAUGGAGACAACUCUGCUAAAACGUUUUUGUAGGCUUAGAUGGCUAUGUACUUAACAUAAUGCAUAGUACAUAGUAUCUCAUGCAUUUCAUGCACUUUUUACAUCUAAGCACGAAAAAAAAUCAUGUCUAAUUACUGUUAUGGUCAGCACUUUGAAACGAAAAAUAUGUAAAGAUCAAUAUUAUAUAAUGCCCUGGGGGGAAAGUGUGACAUUAUUUAGAUGAAAUUUGUCAACAAACAGACGAAUUUUUUUAAAUGUUAAAACCCACAGAAUUUCACAAGGUAAAAUAUGUUGAGAAAGCUAUUGCUGGAAAGAGAAUGAUCCCUGCUUUCCACAUACGUCAUAGUAUGGGGAAAAUAACAAGAAAUUCAGGACUUUUUGAUGCAUGACUGUGUUAUCCUGCUUACUUUCCCAUUGCCCUGAUAUAAAAUAGACAGGAUUAUAAUUGGCAAACGGUGUUCAUUCAACAGUUUCACUCUAUAAUAAGAUUGUUUCCCUUGUGUAAAGAGGGCUUAGAGUAAGUCUCUAGGUAAUGUUAUUUUUUGUGAAAUAACUUUUUUCAAUGAAAGUCUUUAUUUAAAGCAACAAAACAACUGUAUUAUGGAUUUGAUCAAGUUACUAAGAAAAAUUAAAAUUCAAAACUGAAAUAUUUCGAUCUACUAGCCUAUAAUGGCUGAAAAUUAUUAUGUCAGUAGAUGAUUGUACCGUAAAAGAUGACACAAUUUUGUCGUGCUAUAUUACGACAACAUGUAAUCAGCAGAUAAAUACGUGGGAGAGCGGCGUAUCUUAGUGAUAAGACCUUUGUAGAGGAUAAAAAACUCUGACUAUUAAUUUCUUACCUGGGCCAUCAUCACUCUACCGCUCUCCAAUUUAAAAUGGUUUACAAACCUGUACAUUAUAUCUUUGGCGUGUUAAACCAUACAGUUGUUAUAAUCGUGUUCCAAUGAUUUAAAAACAAUGUUCUCAUAGUCUGAGACUACGUAUGUUAAUAUUUUCACAUAUAUAGUUUUUUUUUGUAUAAUCAUUUCGUAUAUACUACAUAACGCUUCCAUCGUUAUUACUCUCUAUAGAUAUUGAACAAAGAUUGAUUUGAAAUUAUUAAGCUGUAUGGUGUAAUUUUGACUCACUGCAUCGACAAGACUGAUAAUUGUAUUCAAAAAUAUCAUUUGACUUCAACAUUUGACUUCAGAAAUAUUCAAAGUAAUCUAUGGCACCAUAUAAGGGUCUUGCACCCUGGCAAAAAUUCCUAUUCAGAAAUAUAUUAUAUAAUUUAAUCAAAGAUGUAUAAGACAAAAUACUUGCAUUCAGCUAUUUCAUGCAUGUAAACAAACUAGGUAAAACAGAAUGUGUAUGUUUACCGUGCUAAUUAGCUUUUGACUAUCAAUUUUUUUUUAAAAAGAAGAAAAUGUCUUGACCAGGACUAUGAAGAGUAUCUAAAACAAUUGCAUAAACAGGCCGUAGCGCGAAAAUUAGUCUACACCAUAUUGUUGAAUGAUGUUGAUAGUCAACUUUUCCCGUGCAUCUCUCUGCAGGUGCGUGACUUUCUUUUCAGAGUUUUGACGUUAUCAAAUGGCGGCCAUUUCAACAUAUUUACUAUACUUAAUAUUUGUAAUAUGUGUGUUGUGUUUAUGCACAAUAUGAUAUUUCUGGUACUUCAUAAAGCUGCUAACAUGAAAGAAAAUAAAUUUAGUUAUUUUGUAAAAUAAAAUACUGUUUAUCUAUGUUUUUGUUAGGAAAAAUCUAUAUAUUGUA